Messenger RNA from Branchiostoma belcheri (Belcher's lancelet), 5238 nucleotides. RefSeq lists its product as uncharacterized. The record is from RefSeq and is a predicted model, not a curated record. Gene Ontology annotation, cellular component: membrane. NCBI's taxonomy places the organism in Eukaryota, Metazoa, Chordata, Leptocardii, Amphioxiformes, Branchiostomatidae.
AUGUUGGUGCUGAUGGUUGCCGUGUGUGCCGCCCUGCCGUCGCUGCUGGUGUCGGCUCAGACAACACCAGCUGCAGACCUGUGUCAUGUAGACUGGCGACCCUGUGGCGACUUCCCGUGGGACACUGAUGACGUCACCGUCAGCUGUGACUACACCUACACUGACGUGAAGCAGUGGGACGCGUACGACUGGUACAGUUCAUCAGAACCUCCCCUAGUUCUACACGGCCGGUGUACCGUGACCUGCCCGUCAGAAGCCAACAUGUUGGUGGGUCCUCCGCAUUCUGCCAGUCCCGGAUACCACGUGAACGACGGAGCUUAUUACUGCAACGUGGGCAACAGCACAUGGAUGGGAUCAGAACCCGUGUGUCUGGGUCAUUUCAACAGCUCCACCGUCAUCACGGACGAUACCAACUCGGUCCGGCUGGUGGGGGGAGAGUUCUACGGCUGUGUGGAGCUGUACGAUGACGUCACGGGGCAGUGGGGGCCUGUCAGGGGGUGGGACGUUGAUUAUUGGAGUUCUAAGUUCGAAGACAGAAUGUCCUGGGUCGACUUGGCGUGUAGAAACAUAGGGUUGGGGGAGGGUCUUGCCACAAGUGCCUACGAGUUAACAAAUGGAGUUGUUAGUAGCUACUAUCCUGAGCUCUUACAGUGGUACUACCGCCUCUCCUACCCCUCCACUGUCCCCAAGUUCAUGGUUUCCCAGUCCCUUCCCCAGUGGGAGGACCACACACCUUGUGGCGACUUUCCCUGGGACACUGAUGACGUCACCGUGAGCUGUGGCUACAACUACAGUGACGUAUGGCACUGGCCUAGCGUGAACGGUUCACCUACAGAAGCCCCAACAGUCCUACAGGGCCGGUGUACCGUGGCCUGCCCGCCAGAAGCCGACAUGUUGGUGGGGCCUCCACUUUAUAGCGCCGGAUACUCCAUGAACGACGGAGCUUACUACUGCAACGUGGGCAACAGCACAUGGAUGGGAACAGAACCCGUGUGUCUGGGUCAUUAUAACACCUCUAUUGUCAUCACGGACGAUACCAACAGGACCCGGCUGGUGGGGGGAGACUUUUACGGCUGUGUGGAGCUGUACGAUGACGUCACGGGGCAGUGGGGGAAUGCCAGGGGGUGGGAACCUUGGGAGUAUGGAAUCCAUUACGAAGCAAGAAUGUCCUGGGCAGACUUAGUGUGUAAAAACCUGGGUUUCAGGGAGGGGCUGGCUACAGGGGCCUACGAGUUAAGUAAUGGAGUCGUUAGUGGCUCAUAUCCAUGGGCUGUUUCCUUACAAGACCACUACAGCCCCUCCUACCCCUCCACUGUCCCCAAGUUCGUGGUGUCCCAGUCCCUUCCCCAGUGGGAGGGCGCGACUCUGCAUGACGCCAUAGACCAUGUGGACCGAGGGAGCGGCAGCAAUUGGGGCAGCAUGUGCCUGGCCUGUGCAGGAGAACGGACACAAGACAUCGCUGCCCAGGUGACCUGCACGUCGGACCACCUGGAGGUGAGUUUCCCGCGCCCUCCGGACAACUCCGUACAGGCGGCGGACGUGCAGCUAGCAGCGCCGCCUUGCAGGGCGGAACAGAACUCCACCCACAUCUACAUCCGGACUGCUCUGGGGGAAUGUGGCACAGCGAAAGAGCAGGCAGGCUUUUCACAAAAUGGACCCCUCAAACUACUGCUACCAUGUGUGACUUUCCUUGUACGGACGAUAUAUUUGUAUACUAUAUUCCUUUACAUCAAAUCCUGCCCUUUAUUCCCUACCCCCACCACCCCGACUGAGAUGAUUUACCGGAACACCCUGACCGUCGGGGCCGACCCUUCGCACGGCGGCAUCACCUGGCAACAACUCACUAAGGUGCCCCUGGAGUGUCGCCUGCCGCGGAACAAGACCCUGUCUCUGGACUUUCGGCCUCAUCUCAAGUCCGUUUUCCGGUCCGGCGUAGAGGGCGAGGGCGAGUUCCGGAUCUCCAUGGAGCUUUUCCGGACUGACGGAUUCCGGCAGCCGGUGACGGAGUAUCCAGUGUUCGUGGAGUUGCAGGAGGUAAGUCCGGAAUAUCCGGUAUUGGUGGCUUUACACCAAUUUAGUCCGGAAUGUCCGGUGUUUGUGGAGUUACAGCAGAUGAUCCACGUGCAGAUCCAGGUGAACUCCAGUGACGCCGACCUUCAGGUGUUCCCUCGCACCUGCGUGGCCACGCCUAGCGACGACCCUAGCGACAAGACACGGAAUGACGUCAUCGUCGACGGUUGCGCCAAGCUGCCGACGCUGCAGUUCUACCCGUCGCCCGGUCCGGACAGGGGGCGCUUCGGCUUCCAGGCGUUUGCCUACACCAGCGGCGCUCCCACGGUGUACCUGCACUGUGACGUGCUGCUGUGUAAGGCCUCGGACCCGAACUCCCGCUGCGCGCAGGGCUGCCAGACGCCCUCGGGCAGGAGGCGGAGGGAGGCCGAGGGCGAACCCGAGGUCUACCGGCUCAUCCAGGGACCCAUCGUGCUCGGGGACGACCAAACUGGGCGCAAAAGUCUGGACCUGUUCACAGUUUCCGGCAUCAUGGGCGCAUGCGCGUUGUUGCUGGCCGCCGCCAUGUUUGUUCUGGGCGUCCUGUACAAGGCACGCCGGGAAGGCAGGCAGUCUGGGUACAGGGUGUUGGAGAACACCGACUUGUGUGCGGUCCUGCCGCUGGUGUCCGGUUGGACGACCCCUCCUGUAGACUGGCGACCUUGUGGCGACUUCCCGUGGGACACGGAUGACGUCACCGUGGACUGUGACUACAGCUACAGUUCUAGUUCUUACUACAAUCAUCGACACGGCCGGUGUACAGUGACCUGUCCCAGGGAGGCCGUCAUGCUCGUGGGUCCUCCUUCUCUAAGAAGUUACUUUCAUCAGGACGGCGAUUACUACUGCAACGUGCGCAACACCACAUGGAUGGGAUCAGAACCCGUGUGUCUGGGUAGUUACAACAGCUCCACCGUCAUCACGGACGAUACCAACGGGAUUCGUCUGCGGGGGGGAGAGUUCUACGGCUGUGUGGAGAUGUACGAUGACGUCACGGGGCAGUGGGGGCCUGUCAGGGGGUGGGACGUUAAAUGGUCGGGUUCUCAAAACGAUGCCAGAAUGUCCUGGGCCGAUUUAGCGUGUAGAGACCUGGGUUUCAGGGAGGGGCUGGCUACACACGCCUACCCGUUACGUAAUGGCGGCGUAAGUAACUCAUUGCCUGAACCCAUACAACGCCACUACUACUAUUCACACCCCUCUACUGUCCCCAAGUUCAUAGUCUCCCAGUCCCUUCCCCGGUGGGAGGGCGCGACUCUGCAUGACGCCAUAGACCGGGUGGAGCGAGGGGACUACUGUCUUACCAACGACAGGACCUGCAGCAAGGACUACAUGUGCCUGGCCUGUGCAGGAGAACGGACACACAAUGUCAAUGGCACCACACGCUGUGGCCCCUUCCCCUGGGACAAUGAUGACAUCACCGUGGACUGUGACUACAACUACACUGACGUGAUGGGACCAGUAAAUCAGCAGGCCCGACAGUACUGGUGGACCACGGAAUCUCCGUGGUACAUGACCACAGACGAUCCAUGGUACGUGACCACGGAAGCCCCCUCAGUGCCGGUACAAGGACGAUGUACCGUGACCUGCCCCAGGGACGCCGACAUGUUGGUGGGUCCUCAGCCCUCUGGCGACGGAGCUUACUACUGCAACUUGGGGAACAACACAUGGACAGGAUCUGAACCCAGGUGCUUAGCUCGCUUCAACAGCUCUGUCGUCAUCACGGACGAUACCAACACGGUCCGGUUGGUUGGGGGAGAGUUCUACGGCUGUGUGGAGAUGUACGAUGACGUCACGCGGCAGUGGAGGCUUGUCGGAGGCUGGGACGCUGAGGGGGGUCAUCACGAAGACAGGAUGUCCUGGGCCGACUUAGUGUGUAAAAAUCUGGGUUUCAGGGAGGGGCUGGCUACACACGCCUACCCCUUAACAAAUGGAGUUGUCAGUAGAUCCCACCCUUAUUCCUUACAACACCAGUACAGGGGUCCGUUUUACCUCGACAGUAACGGAAACGAAUUCAAAGUUUCCCAGUCCCUUCCCCAGUGGGAGGGCGCGACUCUGCAUGACGCCGUAGACUGGGAAUCAAGAGGUGGAUGUUGGGCCAUCGCCUCUGACAAUGAAUGCGUGUACAUGUGUCUGGCCUGUGCGGGAGAUCAGAAUAUGGGUUCGUACCGAUCACAUCAUGUGACCUGCACGUCGGACCACCUGGAGGUGAGUUUCCCGCGCCCUCCGGACAACUCCGUACAGGCGGCGGACGUGCAGCUAGCAGCGCCGCCUUGCAGGGCGGAACAGAACUCCACCCACAUCUACAUCCGGACUCAUUUCGAGAAAUGUGGCACUUCGACUCAGACCACCCCGUCCGAACUGAUCUACCGGAACACCCUGACCGUCGGCGCCGACCCCUCCAGCGGCGGCAUCACGUGGGACCGACUUCCCAAGAUCCUCCUGGAGUGCCGCCUGCCGCGGAACAAGACCCUGUCCCUCCACUUCCGGCCGCAUCUCAAGUCCGUUUUCCGGUCCGACGUACAAGGGGAGGGAGAGUUCGAGAUCUCCAUGCAGCUGUUCCGGACUGACAAGUUCUGGCAGCCGGUUACGGAAUAUCCGGUUUAUGUGGACCUACGACAGGUGAUCCACGUGCAGAUCCAGGUGAAUUCCAACGGCACCGACCUUCAGGUGUUCCCUCACACCUGCGUGGCCACGCCUAGCGACGACCCUAGCGACAGGACACGGAAUGACGUCAUCGUCGACGGUUGCGCCAAGCUGCCGACGCUGCAGUUCUACCCGUCGCCGAGUCCGGACAGGGGGCGCUUCGGCUUCCAGGCGUUUGCCUACACCAGCGGCGCUCCGACGGUGUACCUGCACUGUGACGUGCUGCUGUGUAAGGCCUCGGACCCGAACUCCCGCUGCGCGCAGGGCUGCCAGACGCCCUCGGGCAGGAGGCGGAGGGAGGCCGAGGGCGAACCCGAGGUCUACCGGCUCAUCCAGGGACCCAUCGUGCUCGGAGACGACCAAACUGGUGAGCAUAAAAACCACUUCUCUUUCUACCCCAACUCUGGCCGCCAGGACCUGGUCACAGCCUCCUCCAUCCUGGGCGCAUGCGCGGUGCUGGCCGCCGCCAUGUUUGUUCUGGGCGUCCUGUACAAGGCACGCCGGGAAGGCAGGCAGUCUGGGUACAGGGUGUUGGAGAACGCGGAAUAA